Suillus subaureus is the source of this 1643-nucleotide messenger RNA. RefSeq lists its product as uncharacterized. The record is from RefSeq and is a predicted model, not a curated record. The transcript is spliced from 12 exons. Bases 1 to 1353 code for a protein of 450 amino acids. Lineage: Eukaryota; Fungi; Basidiomycota; Agaricomycetes; Boletales; Suillaceae.
AUGAGUAGUGGUUCGCCUACCGCCUAUCUUGUAUGGUCUAUACUAGCAUGCUUGUUCUUUUGUUUCCUCAUAUUUCAUCUCUGGAAAUAUGAUAGAUUCCAAUGUCUCAAGUGGGGCGAGGCUGGGAGACAGCCUGGCGCAUUCAAACGGUUUAUGUCGUACACCUACAUAGCAACAUUGACUCUCCUAGUUAUCUUCAGCGUAGCAUACACGUUCAUAAAGUUCAAAGAAGGUCGCUUUCUCAUCACCCCAGAGGGAUUAGUAAUCUAUCCAAAACCUAUCGAGUUAUAUACAACUAGUCACAAAAAGUGGAUAUUGCCUCUUCUGUUUCUGUUCAGCGCAGCAUGGGCUUGUGAGCUCGUCACACACUGGGAAGAAUUGACAUUCUGGCUCUUCAUCCUCCAUCAAGGCCCUAAGACACGGCUUUGGUUUGAAAGCUGGGAGUUCCGAGUUUGGCUACUUGGCACAGUUGUAGCGGGGCUAGGGAUGCCCUUGACUACUCUUAUUUCCCGUCGACAGCUUGAUACGUGCCAGGCUUGGAUUUUUCUGGUCGGGUCGUCCGCAUCGACGAUAACUACCCUUUUAUUCCUGUAUGUUCUUGCAAGGUUUCCAGGGUUCAUUCGUCGAGUGAAAGCGGAUGGAGGGGAGCCAAACAUUGUCUUACGCCUCGUAAUGUUUUAUCAGUUGAACUUUGCACGAGUUCUGUUUAGGUUCUUGUUUACUAUUCCGCUGUUCAUUUUGGCACUGGAUGGUGUACAAGGAAAUGUUGUACUCAAUCCGCUAUCAGAUUUUUUGAUUAUGCUGGGCGGAAUCGGCUGCUUUGUCUCUUCGUUCAUAACCCUUUUGAUAUUCUUUCCCCGAUCGCUCACUCAAGAGCUUGGUUAUACGACUGCCCUCAUACCGUCAUCCUUAGUCGACAAACCACAGAUAACGGCUUCAAUUGACAUCAAUUGUGGCGCAGACAACCAGCACAUCUCUUCGCCCAUGCAUACUCCCAAGGCCUUUGUACACGCCCCUUCUACACACUCGUCUCACCCUUCUCACAGCGAGGACACGACGCCCGAAUACGAAUUCGAAGACCCUGCGAACGACACCCGUUACCAUUCUCAUUCCCAUGACGGACAUAUGCGAAUAAGACAGACAUGGGAGCAAACGCAGGAUAUAGAGGCGCCGUCUGCAGACGGACAGUACAUGUUCGACAGACACUCCAGGUGCCUGGUGAGGCCACACUCCGAUGGUGUCGCGAUUGGUUUGCACCCUUAUGUACGUGAAUGUUCUUUUUUUUCAAUUGAAGUUUCUUAUGCUGUCAUAGGUUCGAACAUUCCGAUCUCCGAUUGGUGGGCUAUACCCUGAUUGUCAUUCAUCGUGCCUUACUCAUCUCUCACACUAGAUAUUUGUGACCUCGAAGAUGAUGGCCACUCACCAGCGCGAUAAAGGGCAAAAACCUCAAAUCCAAAACUUAUGAUGAGUCAUCCCAUGCUCUGGGCUCGGCGUCCUAUGAAUUUACGGUAUAUGCCGUUGCUUAUUUUUGUUCAGAUCAAACCGUUGACCAUCUUCCACAGCUUUCAUCUAUUGCCACUUCCCACAUCCACUGCCACUUACCAUAUGCCAUCUAACGACUUAAUGAUACCUUACUUACCACU